Molecule: messenger RNA, 903 nt
Organism: Beauveria bassiana ARSEF 2860
Lineage: Eukaryota; Fungi; Ascomycota; Sordariomycetes; Hypocreales; Cordycipitaceae
Product: Sir2 family protein
Exons: 3
Coding region: 1-903 (300 amino acids)
Molecular function (GO): protein-succinyllysine desuccinylase activity; protein-malonyllysine demalonylase activity; NAD+ binding
Source: RefSeq, a predicted model, not a curated record
AUGACGCCUCAUAGUGAUGUCGCAGCUUUUCAUCGCGUGCUCCAGUCUAGUCGCCGCGUCAUGAUACUCUGCGGAGCCGGCCUGUCAGUCGCAUCCGGUCUGCCAACCUUUCGCGGUGCCGAUGGCUACUGGCGACACCACGAUGCCACUCGACUAGCGACAAUGCAAGCUUUCAGGACCGAUCCAGGCCUAGUCUGGUUGUUUUACGGUUAUCGUCGACACACAUGUUUAAAGGCCCAGCCGAAUGCCGGUCAUCGAGCCUUGGCCGCCCUCGCCAAGGCAAACCCAAAUGUUCUAUGUCUAAGUCAGAAUGUUGAUGAUCUUUCGCAGCGUGCUGGCUUUCCACCCCAGAAUCUCCACACUCUGCACGGAUCUCUUUUCAACAUCAAAUGCUCCAACGAGGCGUGCUCCUGGAUGCAGAUUGGCAAUUACGAUGAUCCCUUUUGCGAAUCGUUAAUCGAAGCUUCCAGGGAUGCACCACCAGGUCAGAAACUUCCACUAUUGGACCCAUAUCAUCGCAUCAGACAUGUACCGGAAGAGGAGCUUCCCAAGUGUCCUCAAUGCAACACUGGGCUACAGCGUCCUGGCGUCGUCUGGUUCGGCGAGAUGCUUGAUCCGAACAUGAUGGCGAGUAUCGAAAGCUGGCUAGAUGAGGGUAAAGUGGACCUUAUGCUGGUCAUCGGCACGUCGGCUCAGGUAUACCCCGCAGCAGGCUACAUCGACGAAGCACGCGACAGGGGCGCCGUUGUGGCUGUAAUCAAUCCUGAUGCCGAGAACGAUGACCAACUUGAAAAGAUAGGACCAAACGACUUUGCUUUUGGACAAGACGCUGCGACAUGCUUGCCGGUGCUUCUCGAACCAAUCAUUGGCAAAGCACAAGCUAACGGCGAAUUUGCACGAUGA